UCGGAACUCCUCCCUCUCUCUCUGGCUUUGUGCUAACUGCUAAACACACGCCGCAGCUUCCUUCUCUUGGACACCGGAGCUGCUAAGUAACAGAAAAUGGCUUUACAUGUACCCAAAGCUCCGGGCUUUGCCCAAAUGUUGAAAGAUGGUGCUAAGCACUACUCCGGGUUGGAAGAGGCUGUCUUCCGCAACAUCCAGGCGUGUAAAGAGCUGGCCCAGACCACACGCACAGCCUACGGACCCAACGGCAUGAACAAAAUGGUCAUAAACCACUUAGAGAAACUGUUUGUCACCAACGAUGCAGCAACCAUUCUCAGAGAGCUUGAGGUACAACACCCAGCGGCCAAGAUGAUUGUGAUGGCUUCCCACAUGCAAGAGCAGGAGGUUGGGGAUGGCACCAACUUUGUCCUGGUCUUUGCUGGAGCUCUGUUGGAGCUGGCAGAAGAGCUGCUCAGGAUGGGCCUGUCUGUUUCUGAGGUGAUUGAGGGUUAUGAAAUGGCCUGCAGGAAGACCCUGGAGAUCCUCCCAGAAUGUGUGUGCUCGUCAGCUAAAGACCUCCACGACGUCAAAGAGGCCUCUGCCAUGAUCCGGCCCGCGGUCAUGAGCAAGCAGUACGGCAACGAGGACUUCCUGUCUGACCUCAUCGCACAGGCCUGUGUCUCCAUCUUCCCAGAAUCUGGCAACUUCAAUGUCGAUAGUGUCAGAGUAUGCAAGAUCCUGGGCUGUGGGUUGACCUCCUCCUCCAUGCUCCACGGCAUGGUGUUCAAGAAGGAGGCCGAGGGAGACGUCACAUCAGUCAAAGACGCCAAGAUCGCAAUCUUCUCCUGUCCCUUCGACUGCAUGGUGACCGAGACCAAGGGUACCGUGUUGAUAAAGAACGCUGAGGAGCUUAUGAACUUCAGUAAGGGGGAAGAGGACAUGAUGGAGGCCCAGGUGAAGGCCAUUGCCGAUUCCGGCGUCAACGUGGUGGUGACCGGGGGCAAGGUGGCAGACAUGGCCCUGCACUACGCCAACAAGUACCAGCUCAUGGUCGUCAGACUCAACUCCAAAUGGGACCUCCGGAGGCUGUGUAAGACAGUUGGAGCCGUAGCCCUACCUAGACUUACUGCUCUUACCCCAGAGGAGAUGGGCCACUGUGACAGCGUGUAUCUGACCGAGGUGGGAGACACACAGGUUGUGGCCUUCAAGCACGACAAAGAGGAUGGUGCCAUCUCCACCCUGGUGAUCCGGGGCUCCACAGACAACCGGAUGGACGACAUUGAGAGGGCCAUCGAUGACGGCGUCAACACUUUCAAGGUCCUGGUCAGGGACAAGAGGCUGGUGCCUGGGGCUGCCGCCACAGAGAUUGAGUUGGCCAGACAGAUCACUUCCUACGGAGAGUCCUGUCCAGGUCUGGAACAGUACGCCAUUAAGAAGUUUGCCGAGGCGUUCGAGGCUGUGCCCCGCGCCCUGGCCGAGAACUCUGGCGUCAAGGGCAACGAGCUCAUCUCCAAACUGUACGCCGUCCACCACGAGGGCAACAAGAACAUGGGCUUCGACAUUGAGGGAGAGGGCGCUGCUGUGAAGGACAUGCUGGAGGCUGGGAUCCUGGAGCCCUACCUGGUCAAACACUGGGGCAUCAAGCUGGCCACCAACGCAGCCAUCACAGUACUCCGGGUGGACCAGAUCAUCAUGGCCAAGCCUGCGGGGGGCCCCAGGGCUCCUCAGCAGAGGGGCCACUGGGACAAGGAUGGCUGGGAGGAGGAGCCCGAUAAGUUUGAAACCCACCAUUAAGAGGGAACACACCCCCUCAGCAGAUCAUUAUGGCCAAACCAGCAGGUGGACCCAAACCCCCCGCGGGCAAGAAGGACUGGGAUGAGGACGACUGAACCUGACCCAACCCCUUUUCCACCCCCAGCCCACUCAGCUUUUUCUACUUGUUUAUUUAAAGCCUGACACUUUGUUUUGUAGGAACCAUCAUACAUUGGUGUUACACGUCCAGUACGAGAGUUAUCGAUGGCACUGUUUGCUUUGUGUUCUUGUCCCGAAUAAAUGGCACUCACGCAGUCAUUGCUGACCUGA
This is a messenger RNA of Hypomesus transpacificus, 2061 nucleotides long. RefSeq names its product chaperonin containing TCP1, subunit 8 (theta) (gene cct8). Gene Ontology annotation, cellular component: chaperonin-containing T-complex. Lineage: Eukaryota; Metazoa; Chordata; Actinopteri; Osmeriformes; Osmeridae. The coding region runs from base 97 to 1773 and encodes 558 amino acids. The record is from RefSeq and is a predicted model, not a curated record. Gene Ontology annotation, molecular function: ATP binding; ATP-dependent protein folding chaperone; ATP hydrolysis activity. The transcript is spliced from 16 exons. Gene Ontology annotation, biological process: protein folding.